Messenger RNA from Physella acuta, 766 nucleotides. RefSeq lists its product as uncharacterized. Lineage: Eukaryota; Metazoa; Mollusca; Gastropoda; Physidae. The record is from RefSeq and is a predicted model, not a curated record.
GAAACAAAAUGAUGAGGUCUUGCAUUGCAACCCUAGCUUUUUGCUUCAUAAUAAGCAGCACCAGUUAUAAUCCUGAUGCUUUUCCUGCACCCGAGUUGAUUGACGAAGAGUCACAAGCAUCUUCUGACGAGAGUGGAGUGGACAAUCAAGCGCCACAAGUUCUGGGAGACCCUUCUAACGCAUUUGGACAUGAGAGUGGUGAUAAGGACAAACCACUGAUCGUCAGUGAUCCACUUGAAGACGACAUUGUCGAGGCUCCUGCUGUAAUUAAGGGCGGGGAAACGAGCAGUGAAAAUUUUGUACCACAGGUAAUAAGCGAUCCAGUAGGGAGUGGAGACGAUGUUGCUAGAGAGGAUCCAGCUCUCAUCUCAGAAGAGCCAUCUAGCGGCGAGGCGCCUGAACCAGUAGGGGUAGGUGACCCGGUUUUUGUAGUAGAAGAAGGAAGUGGUGACGUAAAUGGAGAAAACCCCACAGGAGACGGCAAUGAUGUUCCUUUUGAGGUCGUCGAGAGUGGGGAUGAUUCAAAUGAAAGUUCGAAAGGGGAAAGCAGCGAUGAGGAUUAUGUUCCGGAGAUCGCAGUAGAUCCACCUUUUUCAGUAGGCGGAGGAAGCGGUGAUUAUGAUGCAGAGAUCCCGGUCAUCUUUGAAGUCCCAGUACAGAGUCCUGGGAAGGAAAUUCCCGAUCCUGUGGAACAAAAAUAGCAUCGCGUUCACAGGUGUGGAGAAUUCACUCUACAAAUUGACUAUGAAAUAAAAGUGUAGUGGUU